ACUACAGCUGGAUCCUUGCAUUGUAUGGCCUGCACAGAUCAGACGUGUACAACCACAGCAUUAUCAGAAUGUGGCUCAGAGACAAUGUGCAUUACUGCUUCCAUUAUAGCCACUUCAUCAGGAACUACUACUGAAAGAAUCUACAAGGGCUGUGCACCAUCCCACCUGUGCCAAGUUACAGGCAUGCAGAACUUUUCAGCCAACUUGGGUUUCUCAAGCGUCCAUGCAUCCGCUCUGUGCUGCAACUCUGAAAACUGCAACUCCCAAAGUCUUCCCAUGCCCCAACCUCAGCCAUCUAACAACCUGCAGUGUUUGACUUGUAACCCUCAAACAUCUAACUGUAGCACCAUGGUAACGUGUUCAGGGGAGGAAAACAGCUGCUUGACAGCCACAGGUAAGAACCUGCAGAGUCUACCUUUCAUGGAAAAUCUUGGUAACAUCACCAGUGGACUAAGCUGUUGCGGACAAACUGGGUGUAACUCUUGGACACCAAAUCCUCCAUCAUCAACGCCUUCACCUACCGAUUCAGUUACAACUUCAUCUCCUGCACCAACUACAACCAACAACACAGCUGGAUCCUUGCAUUGUAUGGCCUGCACAGAUCAGACGUGUACAACCACAGCAUUAUCAGAAUGUGGCUCAGAGACAAUGUGCAUUACUGCUUCCAUUAUAGCCACUUCAUCAGGAACUACUACUGAAAGAAUCUACAAGGGCUGUGCACCAUCCCACCUGUGCCAAGUUACAGGCAUGCAGAACUUUUCAGCCAACUUGGGUUUCUCAAGCAUCCAUGCAUCCGCUCUGUGCUGCAACUCUGAGAACUGCAACUCCCAAAGUCUUCCCAUGCCCCAACCUCAGCCAUCUAACAACCUGCAGUGUUUGACUUGUAACCCUCACACAUCUAACUGUAGCACCAUGGUAACGUGUUCAGGAGAGGAAAACAGCUGCUUGACAGCCACAGCUGGAUCCUUGCAUUGUAUGGCCUGCGCAGAUCAGACGUGUACAACCACAGCAUUAUCAGAAUGUGGCUCAGAGACAAUGUGCAUUACUGCUUCCAUUAUAGCCACUUCAUCAGGAACUACUACUGAAAGAAUCUACAAGGGCUGUGCACCAUCCCACCUGUGCCAAGUUACAGGCAUGCAGAACUUUUCAGCCAACUUGGGUUUCUCAAGCGUCCAUGCAUCUGCUCUGUGCUGCAACUCUGAGAACUGCAACUCCCAAAGUCUUCCCAGUACGCAUAACUGCAAUGAGCUCGGACAAGUGCCCCAACCUCAGCCAUCUAACAACCUGCAGUGUUUGAGUUGUGACCCUCAAACAUCAAACUGUAGCACCAUGGUAACGUGUUCAGGGGAGGAAAACAGCUGCUUGACAGCCACAGGUAAGAACCUGCAGAGUCUACCUUUCAUGGAAAAUCUUGGUAACAUCACCAGUGGACUAAGCUGUUGUGGACAAACUGGGUGUAACUCUUGGACACCAAAUCCUCCAUCAUCAACGCCUUCACCUACCGAUUCAGUUACAACUUCAUCUCCUGCACCAACUACAACCAACAACACAGGAAGCGACUUGGUCACACCUCUGGCUGAUAUAUAA
This is a messenger RNA of Nothobranchius furzeri (turquoise killifish), 1587 nucleotides long. The record is from RefSeq and is a predicted model, not a curated record. Lineage: Eukaryota; Metazoa; Chordata; Actinopteri; Cyprinodontiformes; Nothobranchiidae.